Messenger RNA from Cucumis melo (muskmelon), 2082 nucleotides. RefSeq names its product protein DETOXIFICATION 49. The record is from RefSeq and is a predicted model, not a curated record. Gene Ontology annotation, biological process: xenobiotic detoxification by transmembrane export across the plasma membrane. The transcript has a single exon. NCBI's taxonomy places the organism in Eukaryota, Viridiplantae, Streptophyta, Magnoliopsida, Cucurbitales, Cucurbitaceae. Gene Ontology annotation, molecular function: antiporter activity; xenobiotic transmembrane transporter activity. Bases 90 to 1721 code for a protein of 543 amino acids. Gene Ontology annotation, cellular component: membrane.
UUCCUCUCUCUCUCUUUCUCUCUCUCUCUCUCUCUCAAUUGUGUCUUGUCUUUGUGUGUGUAUCUAACACGAUACUUUGUGAGGAAAUUAUGUGUCGUAUAAGGUGUUGUUCCAAUUCCACCAAAUUAUGCAACUGCCAAGUUUCUUACCUUAACUCAAAUUCAAUCAAUCACUCUGAUCAAAACCCUACCAAUCCCAAUCCCAAUCCCAAUCCCAAUUCAAUCAUGCAUCAUCUCACUAACCCAUUGAUCCCUCCACUCCCGACAUCCCAACAUUUCCAAUUACCAACAAAACUAACUACCAAUACUCAUUUCUCCUUGGCCGUUCAAGAAGCCUUCUCCAUUUCUCAAAUCGCCUUUCCCAUGGUCCUCACCAGCCUCCUCCUCUACUCCCGCUCUCUCAUCUCCAUGCUCUUCCUCGGCCGUCUUGGCGAGCUCCCUCUUGCUGGCGGCUCCCUCGCCAUCGGCUUUGCCAACAUCACCGGCUACUCCAUUCUCUCUGGCCUCGCCAUGGGAAUGGAACCCAUCUGCGGCCAAGCCUUUGGUGCCAAAAAAUUCACUCUCCUCGGCCUUGCCUUACAACGAACCGUCCUUCUCCUCUCUCUUACCUCAAUCCCCAUUUCUCUCCUUUGGUUUAAUGUUAAGAAUAUCCUUCUCCUUUGUAAACAAGACCCCUCCAUUGCCUCUCAAGCCCAACUCUUCCUCCUUUACUCUCUUCCUGAUCUCUUCGCUCAAUCCCUCAUCCACCCUCUUCGAAUUUACCUCCGUUCUCAAUCCAUAACGCUCCCCCUCACCUUCUGUGCGGCUUUUUCCAUCCUUCUCCAUAUACCCAUCAAUUAUCUCCUUGUUUCUUAUCUCAAUUUUGGUAUUCGUGGAGUUGCUAUAGCUGGGGUUUGGACUAAUUUCAACCUCGUCGCUUCUUUGAUCCUUUACAUAUUAAUUUUCCGUGUUCAUAAAGAUACGUGGGCUGGUUUCUCUCUUCAAUGCUUUAAAGAAUGGGGAGACCUUCUCAAUUUAGCAAUCCCAAGUUGUAUCUCUGUCUGUCUCGAAUGGUGGUGGUAUGAAAUCAUGAUCCUCCUCUGUGGUCUCCUGUUAAACCCCAAAGCCACCGUGGCUUCCAUGGGAAUUUUGAUUCAAACCACCGCAUUGAUUUACAUAUUCCCAUCUUCCCUCAGCUUCAGCGUAUCCACCAGGGUGGGGAACGAAUUGGGAGCAGAGCAACCAAAAAAGGCGAAAUUAGCAGCCAUUGUUGGACUAUCCUGUAGCUUUCUCCUCGGGAUUUGUGCUCUGUUUUUCGCAGUAUCGAUAAGGAAGAUUUGGGCAAGUAUGUUUACAGAGGAUAAAGAUAUCAUAGCAUUAACGUCGAUGGUGCUGCCCAUAAUUGGACUGUGCGAGCUCGGAAAUUGCCCGCAGACGACAGGAUGCGGCGUCCUGAGAGGGACGGCUAGGCCGAAAAUUGGGGCGAAUAUUAAUUUGGGGUGUUUUUAUUUGGUGGGGAUGCCGGUGGCGGUGGGAUUAUCGUUUUUCGGAGGGUUCGAUUUCAGGGGAUUGUGGCUGGGGCUACUGGCGGCACAAGGUUGUUGUGCGGCGGCGAUGCUUGUGGUUUUGGGAUUUACCGAUUGGGAAUUUGAAGCAAUUAGAGCUAGGAAGCUAACUGGUGGUUGUGAAGAAGUGGUGGAAGCUGAGUCACUUAUGCCUAAAAACAAACAAGAUUGCUGCUAAUUUCACAGAUUAAUCAUCAAAAUUAAAAAUUUGUGACAUAGAUGAUGAAGCUGAUCACAAUAUCUGUUUAUCUCUUCUUCUUUUUUUUUCUUUCAAAAAAGAAAAAGGAAGAUAUUAAUUUUUAUUUUUAUUUUUAUUUUUAUUUUUUCUUUCUUCUUUUUUUUCUGUGAGGAUGUACAAAAGGUAGAGAUAGAGAGGCAGGGAGAGAGAAAGAGAAAGAGGUUUUUAUAUAUUGUAGGAUUUUUGAUCAUGUGGAAUAAGGAGGGAGGCCUCCUCUAAUUCUACAAACUACCAAAAAUAAAAAUAAAAUAAAAAUAAAAAAGAACUAUAUAUAAACCUCCUCAUCACAAAACUCAUUUCU